Molecule: messenger RNA, 384 nt
Organism: Eupeodes corollae
Lineage: Eukaryota; Metazoa; Arthropoda; Insecta; Diptera; Syrphidae
Exons: 1
Coding region: 1-384 (127 amino acids)
Source: RefSeq, a predicted model, not a curated record
AUGUUUGCUCAACAACUGAAAGCAAUCGAUAACGAAAUCAAGGACGGGGUCGUUGCCGCUCUGAUUUUUGCUAGCCUUCCGGAUUUCUACAAGCCAUUAAUUAUGGCACUAGAGAACUGUGGAGCUGAUCUCACUACUGAUCUGAUCAAGGAACGUCUCUUAGCUGAAUCUGCGCGCUUUGAGAACGUUGGUAAGGAAACAGCUUUGUCUUCCAGAACACGUCCAUUUAAGAAGGGUAGUAGUAAGUUCCAUGGCAAAUUCUUUAACUGCGACAAAGUUGGCCAUCGAUCUGCAGAAUGUCGUGCUGCCAAGAAGUCCGUAAGAGAAAAAUCUGAAACUGGUUUAAUGUCACAAAGGCAGCUUAGUACUUCCACCGCACUCUGA